CGUAUCUCAUCUGUCCUUUAGCAUUCUAAAACCCCAGCAUCACCAUUACCACCCGCCGUCACCUCCGUCACCUCCGUCACAGCCACCGCCAUGCUCUCAUGAACGCCACGAAACAUUGGCCCAAGAGGGCCUUAUUCCUAUCACGUGUUUUGUCACGUGCGUUUUCCGACACCCCUUCCCCCACGUUCCCUCUAAAGCACGUGACGCGAUCCAACUUCGACUCGGCCCUCGUUGAACUCCGUUCGCAUGUUCGAGCAGCCAAUUUCGUGGCCAUCGACAUGGAAAUGACGGGCAUAACUAGCGCGCCAUGGCGGGAAUCCUUUGAAUUUGACCGGUUUGAUAUUCGGUAUCUUAAAGUCAAAGACUCAGCUGAGAAGUUCGCUGUUCUUCAGUUCGGCGUUUGCCCUUUUCGUUGGGAUUCGCUUAAGCAAUCGUUUAUUGCCCACCCGCACAAUUUCUUUGUAUUUCCUCGCCAAGAAAUUCCACUUGAUAGCACCUCUUAUGAAUUCCUUUGCCAGACAACAUCUAUGGAUUUUUUGGCUAAAUAUCAGUUUGAUUUCAACGCUUGCAUAAAUGAAGGUGUAUCGUACUUAUCCAGAGGACAAGAAGAUGAGGCUCGAAAAAGAUUAAAAUCACUUAAUAAAGAUCAGUUAACAAAUCUGUCGAGUGAUUUAAGAGAAACUACGGACUUACCACUGGUCCGAGUGGCAGAUGUUCUCUUCACCGAAAGAAUGAAGAAAAGAUUGAGUGAAUGGCGUGAUGAGUUGUUACAGAAUAGGGUAGGAAGGCCUCAGGAUCAAGGGGGGCAAAAUGACUUAAAUCAACAGUUUCAAACAGUUUUCUUCAAAAUGCGUCCUGCUCUGGAUUUGAAUGGAUUCACUUCUCAUCAACUUAGCCUGAUACGAAUGGUCACAAGGAAGCAUUUUAAAGAUCUUGCUUAUGUUCAUCGUAAUGGUGAAAGUACUUCAGAAAAGUUUGUGGUUUAUACAGACUCGGAGAGUGAUAGGGACAGACUUGUGGAGGAGGUGAAGAAUGAUUACCAAAGAAGGGAAGAAAUGAAGAUCAAUGAUGCAGUAGGAUUUCGUCAUGUGAUUGAUCUCCUUUCCUCAGAAAAUAAGUUGAUUGUCGGUCACAAUUGCAUCCUGGAUAUUGCUCACAUUCACAGCAAAUUCCUAGGUCCUCUUCCUUUAACAGCUGAAGAAUUUGUUUCCUGUGUUAACAAGUACUUCCCAAGUAUCAUUGACACCAAAAUACUACUGAAUGCUGACUACACGUUACAACGAAAGAUGAAGAAGUCUAGCACUUCAUUAUCCUCAGCUUUUUCGUUAUUAUGCCCUGAGAUUGCUUAUGGGUCUAAGCAAAUUGCUUCUGGGUCUAAGCAAAGCUUUCCGUCUAAUGAGACAUGUGUUAAGGUCGAGGUCCAUGUGGGUGAAAUGAGGUCUUCUAAUUGGAACUCUGGAGCCAAGCAUGAAGCUGGCUAUGAUGCCUUUAUGACAGGCUGUGUGUUUGCCCAGGCUUGCAGUCAUCUAGGCAUCAACUUUCAACUUCAUUCGACUUCUGAAAAUCUGACUCAGAAUGAAAAGUUGCAGAAGCACAUGAACCUUUUAUAUCUGAGUUGGAUUAACGGAGACAUUAUUGAUCUGACUGGUAACCGGUCUGAGGAGAUGUUGGGCUCGUAUAUAAUCAGAAAGCGAUUUCGACCAAUUUUAUUUAAGAACGUUGUUUUACUCUGGGGAUUCCCUUCGCGACUGAAACCAAGCAUGAUAAGAGAUUGCAUCUGCAAAACUGUUGGCCCUACCUCAGUUAUUUCUAUAUACUGUAUAGAUCAAACUGCAGUUCUUGUUCAGUUCAGCAAGGCGGAGUUCGCCUCAGACUUUCUGAAUUGGAAGAAAACUCUAGAGCAAAGUAACGAUGCAAUUUCCGUUUUGCAUCCGCUUUCACAACUUCUGGAAGGUGGAAAUACUCAUGCUGCUAGUUAUGAAACUUAUAAAGAGAUAUGUGCAUCACCUAUAUCGAAAGUGUUGUUUGCAGAUCAAGCAGAGGCUGUUGGUAUCAAAUGGAAGACCAAAUUGCUACCAUCCGGCGAAGAGGAGAGCCAAGAGAAUAAUAGUUUCCAUCUUGAAAGUAGUGCAGUGGAUACACCAGAGGCUUUUGCAAAAUCUAAGAUAAGAAAGAAAGAUGAUGUAUUAAAUGAUAUCGUUGAUUCAUUUAUUAAAGCCGAAAAGAUUAGAAGAAUCACUAAUCUGUAACUCAGGCUUUAAGGCAGUUUUGAGCUUUUUUUCCACCCUAACUUCAUUGUAUUAUGUGUAUGACAUUGAAAGCUUUAUUCAAAUAUUCAGAUUACU
Molecule: messenger RNA, 2345 nt
Organism: Hibiscus syriacus
Lineage: Eukaryota; Viridiplantae; Streptophyta; Magnoliopsida; Malvales; Malvaceae
Product: poly(A)-specific ribonuclease PARN
Exons: 7
Coding region: 99-2249 (716 amino acids)
Cellular component (GO): cytoplasm
Molecular function (GO): 3'-5'-RNA exonuclease activity; RNA binding
Source: RefSeq, a predicted model, not a curated record